UAUUAAAUCCUCGAUUGUGCAUAUUUUUUAAUUGCGGAAGCUCGGUUACCGGAAGUCUGUGUGAUCAAUAUAAAACGCUUGAUUGUGGUAAUUAAAACGCAGUCAGUUGAUGCAAUGAGGUUUACGAUGUUUUGUAUCUCUUUCCUUAUUUUCCCUCUAGUUUUCGCGUUAAAACAUGAGUACAGUCAGACCGGUUACAAGUUUCAAAUCCAUCACGGGAUUCCCGAAGACUUCAAUCCAAACUUGGUAGCAGAUUAUACGUUCGGUUAUAACAAGUACAACAGAUCGACGAGAGCUUUCAAUCUCGGUGUACGAUUUUUGAAAAAAAUUGAUUCAGUCACGGUGUUAAUGGAGACAGCCAAGUUUAUUAACAACCAGUUCAGAGAGUUUGUGCCAUUGAAUCUGAUGUUCAAUAUCUGUGCUGCCAUGAAAUCUGAACUGUUUGGAAUCAAAACGCUGCUGAAAUAUGGAAACUUGACAACUUGUCCUUUCGAAAAAGGUUAUUAUGUUAUGAGGAAUUUCGUGGUCGAUGAUUCCCUGUUCCUUCCUAAUAUACCACUGGGUCAGUACAAGUUCACAUUAACUUUCAGCACACACGAAAAGCUUCUCAUCAAGUAUUCUUUCGUCGCCGAACUCAAGAAUAGAAAAUAUGUUUAA
Messenger RNA from Nicrophorus vespilloides, 657 nucleotides. RefSeq lists its product as uncharacterized. NCBI's taxonomy places the organism in Eukaryota, Metazoa, Arthropoda, Insecta, Coleoptera, Silphidae. Bases 115 to 657 code for a protein of 180 amino acids. The record is from RefSeq and is a predicted model, not a curated record. The transcript is spliced from 4 exons.